Molecule: messenger RNA, 1931 nt
Organism: Danio rerio (zebrafish)
Lineage: Eukaryota; Metazoa; Chordata; Actinopteri; Cypriniformes; Danionidae
Product: zgc:114123
Biological process (GO): actin nucleation; vesicle-mediated transport
Cellular component (GO): cytoskeleton; cytoplasmic vesicle membrane; plasma membrane
Molecular function (GO): actin binding
Source: RefSeq, marked predicted
UCUUGGUAGCAAAGUCUGAGGGAAGGACACUUGGACUGAACAGCGGCUCUGCGGGUGAUGGAGUUGUGUCUGUACGGUCAGAUGCUGUCCUGCGGUCAGCUUAUGUCUCUGGAGGAGCUGCUGCAGGUCCAGGAUCAGCCGCUCAGUGAGGAGCAGGCCUGGGCUCUGGGUUUCCAACUCUGCUCGCUGUUUUCUCAUCACACCCGGAGGACUGUCGUGUCUGCAGCCGCCGACGGUGUUUUACUGUCCGCCGACGGCAGCGUCUCCCUGAGGCCGGUCAGCAGUAUUACCGGUGAUUCCCUCGUCAUCGAGACAGAGGAGCAGGCGGUGGAGUUUGUGGGUCGUCUCGUGUACCUGAGUCUGGACUGGGGUCUGGAGACGCAGGUGGAGCGAGAGCUGAGCGAGACGCUGGAGAUCCUGCUGUGUCAGAUGACCAGAGUGACCUGCCGUCAGCCCGUCUGCUCCAUCGCUGAUGUCAUCCAGGUCUGUAGGAAGCGUCUGUGCAACCCCGCUCAGGCUGAUCAGCACUAUAAGAGCGUGUGCCGCAGUCUGUUCCUGCACAGCGCUGAGCUCUUCCAGUAUCUGCAGAUCGUUCAGCAGUCCAGGAAGAGUCUGCAGAAACUGCUGGAAUCCGAGACUCAAAUAGUGGCGAAAGUGUCCACAGACUGGGUAUUUGUGUGGAAGGAUCUGGUGGAGGAGCUGAGCAGAGGUGUGGUGUUGAGGCCUUCAGCUAAGAGUCUGACUGUAAAGAAACGUCCAGUUCCUGUGGAAAUUCCUCCAUUUCACCAGCUCCUGCGGGACAUCCAGAGCCGGCGCUACACACUCCGCAAGGUUCAGGAUGUGUCAGAUGGACAAAGAAAAGCAGACGCUCAUCAGACUCUUCUAGAGUUCAUCCGCUCACGGCCAACAUUGAGACCGGCCUCCGAGCGCAAGAUGGGCAUGAAGCCUAAAAAGCAGAGCAGUCUGCAUGAGCUGCUGAUGGAGGAGAUCCGCUCGGCUGACCACUCCAAACGCCUGAAUCGCAGCCCACGACACCACAACAAUGGAUUGACCGUCCCUGAAGACUCCACUGGUCUGAAAGCUCCUGCACUCAGGAUCCCAGCACACGAUGAUUCAGAAAGUCCAGUGCCAGACUCCAACUUCACAGACUUCAGAGGUGGCGCAGGAAAGCGGAGGACCAGAUCUUUUGCCUGCAACCGGGAUCUUCUUAAAGCGGUUAAGAGCAGGAACCAGGGCUCAGUUCUCAAAUCCAUUGUUGAUGUGUUGAAGAUGCAGAGUCCUGAGAAGAGAGGAGACGUCAGCAAUAUGACCUGUGAAAGAUACCAAGACUGGCGGGUGUGUUCAUGCUGCGCGAUGAGAAGCCUUUAUUUCACCUGGCACAACGUCUGCUCUGUGUGUCACAGGGUUGUGUGUCCUGGCUGUUGUGUAGAGAUGCGUCUGCCGUCCCAGCGCUGUGUGAACCUUCCACUCAGCUUCUUCAAGCAGAUCGUGAUGAAAGACUGUGAGCAGAGCCAGAGGAACUUCUGGAGUGAGCGCUGGUCCUGGAAUUCAGCCUGGAUUCCUCUGGUUCUGGUGUCCGGCAGCUCGAGCUCCUCAUCGCUCCACACUCUGGCCAUGCGGGAUUGGUACAGACAGGACAUCUGCGUCAGCUGCCAGACCGAUUUACUGGAGGCCUGUGGCUCUGUCCUGUCCCGUUGUCCCAUCAGAGACUCUCAGGAGAUCUGACCCUUUCCUUUACGCUGCCCCUUAAUCUCUUGCUUUAUCCGUGUGUAUAUCUGUGCUGUUUGUGGGCUUUACUUGUUGUUGGGGUGGUUGUUCAGUGUGGCACUGUGUUCUACGAUGUUGUUUUUUCUCUCACUAUUUUCAAGGUAUUUUUUAAAGUUUUAAUUUAUGAACAAAUUUAAAUAAAUGUGCUGAACAUUUUUAUUAAA